Physella acuta is the source of this 1694-nucleotide messenger RNA. RefSeq lists its product as uncharacterized. The record is from RefSeq and is a predicted model, not a curated record. Gene Ontology annotation, cellular component: cytoplasm. Gene Ontology annotation, molecular function: zinc ion binding; dCMP deaminase activity. Lineage: Eukaryota; Metazoa; Mollusca; Gastropoda; Physidae.
GGAACCGGACACGUGAAAUAAUGCUGUUUACAAACAUCAAGAUUUAGACUAGAAAUCUAGUCGCUUUCUAAUUUAUUUAAUUAUACAUUACUUUUUAAGUCUUUUUUUUUACAUUAAAAUCAUGGGCAGUAACAACAUCAUAGCUGUGAGCCAACUUACAAAACGUACAAACUAUUUAACAUGGGAGGAGUAUUUCAUGUCCAUAGCAUUCCUAAGUGCUCAAAGAAGCAAAGAUCCCAGGACACAGGUUGGGGCAUGCAUUGUCAGUGAAGAUAAAAAAGUUGUGGGCAUUGGUUACAAUGGGAUGCCUAUUGGAUGUGAUGAUGACAGCAUGCCAUGGAACAGAGCAUCCGAUGAAAGUCCAGAACAAUGGCUGAAGAGCAAAUCUCCAUAUGUUUGUCAUGCUGAGCUGAAUGCUGUCCUGAACAAAAAUCUGGCAAAUAUUAAAGGAUGUACCAUCUACGUUGCUCUGUUUCCUUGCAACAUGUGCGCCCAGAUCAUCAUCCAAUCAGGGAUCAAGGAAGUUGUGUUUUACUCUGAUAAGUAUCACGAUGACCCCAAGUUCGAGGCAUCUAGGAGACUACUAGAUACAGCUAAAAUUAAAUACAGGCAGUUCCACCCUCGUCAGAGUAAAGUUGUUAUUGACUUCAGCAUUAUUGAGAGCACACAAAAAGAAAUAAAUACUCGUGGUGUCAUUAACACCUGUGAUAACAUUCAAUCAGAAGAAAGAACAGCCAAUGGUGUCAGUAAAACAUAUAUCAAAACAGAGGAAGUUAUAGCUGACAGUGUAAAUGAAGCUGAUGACCACAUGAGAUCAGAGGAAGUUAUAGCUAAUGAGAUCAAUGAUGUACUCAACCAUAUCAAAUCAGGGGAGAUAAUUGCUAAUGGAUUUAAUAAAGCACAGGACCAUAUAAAAUCAGGGGAAGUGAUAACUAAUGGCAUUAAAGAAGCGUAUAACCAAACCAAGUCAGAAGAAAUAAAAGCUAACGGUGUGGUCAAAACCAGUGACACAGUAGUAACAAACGGUGUGAGUAAAAACUGCGCCAUCACCAAAAGGGAACUCACAACCAACAACAACAACAUGGACACCUCCAGGAAAAACUCCAGCUUUGAUGAGUACCUGGAGCAGCAACAGUUCCAGCACCUCCCCCACACACGGCCUCGUGUACACGUCAUUCCGGUACAAGUUGAGCAGGCCGUGCAAGUGGACCAGGCUAACGAAACCAUGGAGUUGAAUUUUGCAAUAAUUUCGUUGCUGCUUAUCGCGGCGGUUGCAUUUUUUAGCUGGUUUUUGUCGCAUUAUAAACUUGUUGUCACCAGCUAAGAAAAUUAUUUCUCGUCUAGUUAUUGUAAAUAAUGGUGGAUCGACAUUCUGUGGACAUGAAAUUAUGAACAUAGUUGCUGAAUUGUAUAAAGAUUAGACAUGUUUUAAGUUGUUUUAAAGAUGUUCAGAUACUGAGAUUUAAAUUAAUAAAAUAAUUCAAGAACUUCCCAAAAUGUAAGUAAAUAAAAUAAUGUGCUUUAGCUAAACUAUAAAAAAUAUAUACUGAAUAUUUAAAUAGAUAAAGUCUGUGUAUUAUUUAGUUUUAGAACAUACUAAUUGGAAAAAAAAAUGGCAGUCAGGUACAGUGAACAAAAUAUUUAUACAUCAAAUGGCACACAUUAUAAUUUAUUACAUGCAAAUUAAAACUCAC